CAUAAAACCUUAUCUAUACCUAAAGAUAUGUCUGGUGUAUGGGUGUUCAAGCAGAAUGGUGUGGUUCGACUGGUGGAGGGCGGUGGAGGUGAGUCCUCUCAGGGUUCGCGCCGACGUAAGGUCCUUGUCCAUGUACCAACGAACGAAGUGGUGACUUCCUAUGAUAGGCUGGGAAGAAUCUUGUCAUCAUUAGGAUGGGAAAGGUACUAUGAUGAUCCUGAUUUAUUGCAGUUUCACAAAAGAACAAAUGUGCAUCUCAUUUCUCUCCCCAAGGACUUCAACAAGUUCAAAUCAAUGCAUAUGUAUGAUAUAGUCGUCAAGAACCGCAACAUAUUUGAAGUAAGAGACAUGUAGCUAGCUAGUACCAAUUAGCUAUCUAGCCUUCCUUAUCCAGUUGUAGUUGGCUAGGUUCCAUUUGGAUUAUUACAAGAGUGUAUGUCGUGUGGUGAAUUAGGUUUUCAUAUAGAAGUUAAUUCGUGGUUUGUUUCCUCUAAGGUAUGAGUGAAGUAUGUAUGUCCAAGUUUGAUUAUGGGUUGUCAAACAUAAUGUUCGAGUGCUUAAUGGUCCUCACUUUUAGGUUUUGUGUUUAUGGGUGGUCGCAAUCUUCGAGUGCUUACUAGUCCUCAUUUUUAGGUUUUGUUAGAAAUUAAGAAGCGAAUUUCA
Messenger RNA from Helianthus annuus (common sunflower), 663 nucleotides. Its product is annotated as flowering-promoting factor 1-like protein 3. Gene Ontology annotation, biological process: regulation of flower development. Lineage: Eukaryota; Viridiplantae; Streptophyta; Magnoliopsida; Asterales; Asteraceae. The coding region runs from base 28 to 354 and encodes 108 amino acids. The transcript has a single exon. The record is from RefSeq and is a predicted model, not a curated record.